AUGACUGCUUCACGAUUUUGCGUUGAGAUCCUCCAUUUUGUAGAGGUAACACAAGAGUGGCCUGGACUUCCUAGAGGUGUUAAAUUUGAUCCAUCUGAUCAAGAGAUAAUAUGGCACUUGCUUGCAAAAGUUGGUGAAGGAAGUUCAAAACCUCACCCUUUCAUCGAUGCAUUUAUCACUACUCUUGAUGUGAAUGGGGGCAUUUGUUAUACUCAUCCUCAGCAUUUACCAGGUGUUUCACAAGAUGGAAUUGCUUCACACUUUUUCCAUAGAACAGUCAAAGCUUAUAGUACUGGAAGUCGAAAACGGCGAAGAAUAUGUGGUGGUAAAGAGUUUUCUUAUGUCCGCUGGCACAAGACUGGAAAGACUAAACCUAUCCUCUUGAAUGGAGUUCAGAAAGGCUGCAAAAAGAUUAUGGUUCUUUAUAUGUUUCCAGAGAAUGGAGGAAAAGGUGCAAAAACUAACUGGGUUAUGCAUCAGUAUCAUCUUGGAACAGAAGAGGAUGAAAAGGAAGGGGGGCAUGUAAUAUCCAUAGUAUUUUACCAGCAGCAACAGGCUAAGUUGGGAGAAAAAGAUGAUCAAGAUGUUCGUGAAACCGCGGAAGCAACUAUUGCGAAUGUUGCUCUUAUCACUCCCAACUUUGUGACCACUGAACCUCCUCUUAUCACUCCCAAUUUUGUAGACCAGGCACAAGAAACUCACCAUAUUCCUCAGUGUUCUUUUGUUUGUCUUCUACACCAGAUUCUUGAAAAUCUUCCUUGGUUAGAAGAAUGGCUACUUAAUAGUGAGGAUGACUGUGAAGAGAUGGAUAACAUUGACCUGCCGCUGAAUCUAUUGGAUUCACAGCAACUUCCCGAAACAUUUUCUUGGUUCGAAGAUUUCAUUCAAAGCCAGUCUCCGAAAAGACACAGGGAAAAUGACGAACAAAAGAACCAGCCUAGUCUUUCGGCAUAUGCUCAUCUAGGACCAGAGCAGUUGAAGAAAGACAAGGAAGAGUGCCAAAAUCUUGACCACACUGGCAAUGUACAGCUUGACUCAGAAUCUUCCGACAUUCGAUUAAGUCAACAGGAAUUCAGCUCACAGGAGCUAUAUCGCCUGCUGGGGUGGUAAUGCCUUCUGCAACUGCAUCUUUUGAUAAAUAGCAAUGUUGAAAUCAAAGGGUUAUGUAAAUUGUUACAACUUUUGUGAAGUAGGUUUGAUACAUUUGAUCAACCAAACUUUAAUCAAUGCUUUAUUUUUGUAUGAUGAAGUUGUAGAGUCAUAAUAUGUUUCAUCCAGGUACUCAAAUAUUGGAAUGUGGACAUAUAUGACUUGUCCACAUAUAUA
This is a messenger RNA of Medicago truncatula (barrel medic), 1326 nucleotides long. RefSeq names its product SUPPRESSOR OF GAMMA RESPONSE 1. The record is from RefSeq and is a predicted model, not a curated record. Lineage: Eukaryota; Viridiplantae; Streptophyta; Magnoliopsida; Fabales; Fabaceae. Bases 1 to 1110 code for a protein of 369 amino acids. Gene Ontology annotation, biological process: regulation of DNA-templated transcription. Gene Ontology annotation, cellular component: nucleus. Gene Ontology annotation, molecular function: transcription cis-regulatory region binding; DNA-binding transcription factor activity. The transcript has 6 exons.